GGGGCAUGGCAGGUGCAACCCAGAAUUCAGGGAUGGAUCACAUCAGUCAGAUUAGACAAACCCUUAUGAAUAAUGUACAGAAAUCUCCCUCACUGGAGUCAAGAUCUGCUCAUGGAGACCAUGACAUGGUAGUCUCCCCUUAUUCAAUCCUUUCUUUUGAGUUAAAGAAAUUAUUUUUAUUUUGGUUGUCCGGCUCUAUUUAGUGUUAAUUAGUUAAAUUAGUGUGUUUGUGAUUUGGUAAUCUCCUUUUAUUCACUUUAAAAAAAAAUAAAAAUUUAAAUGUUAAAAAACAUUCUUUAGUAUGUUUUCAAUAGUCCAGGCCUAGGGAUUUUGACAAGUCUGAGUAAGCUAGCGCUUGCAGAGACAAAAUUAUUGUAUCUAAGCUUUAAGAACUUUUUCUGAAUGCAAAUAAUAACUGAUAUAAAACAAUCACCUACCAAUAUUUACAAUCUGAUUUAGUCCACGGUAUUCCCAGUUUCAGACCAGUCCAAAUGUUCAUCUUAUUUUGAUAUAAAUCCACGUUUUUGAACGUUCAGUUCAUAUACCAUACAGGUCCACAGUAAUCCUAAUGUUUUAUCUGUCCCAUAAAGGUGGAGCUGGACAGCCUGGCUGAGUUUGAGCUGCUGGAAGAUGCUGUAGACAACAUCAGCUUCUGCAGUAACUCCUCUCUUGUUAGGAAACUUCUGACCAACGACAAGAAGGGACAUAAGGUGCUUCCACAAUUUAUUUGUUUCUAAUUUAUGUGAAAUUUCAAGUUACGGUUAAACUUUUCUCAAACAUUUAGCUGAAGAUUGCCUUAUGAAUAAAAUGUUUAGUCAGUUUUAAAAAGUCUGUAACACAAUGUAGCUAGACACACAUCUUGCUCAAGAUGUUUUAAGACCCAAUUAAGUGUUCCUAUUAACUCUUUCCAUGCCAGGGGGUUUUCCACGUUCGUGCCAGACCAGUAUUCGGCCAAUGGAAAUUUUUUAGGGUGCUCCUAUCUAUUCAUUAAUUUUGAAUGCAUUUCUUUUUGCAAGAUAGCUGUAUUUCAUAUCAAAUUAAAGGAAAUUAGACAGAGAGUAGUAGUAUGUAAAAUAUGAAACAAUAUAACAACAAUAAGUUAAAUUUUUUAGGUAAAAUUGUGAGAUCAAAUUUUUUAUAUUUUUAAAAUUGCACACCAAAUCUGAACUUAUCAGACUACCAUACGGUCUGUAGCUGAUAUCCUAUUCUGCUUCAAUCCCCCAAAAAUAUAUCCAUUUUUGAUCAUAAUGCAUUUUACAUUUUGAAAAUAUUCCAUUUUGUUACAGAGUUAUACCCAUUUUUGUAACGUUAGGAGUAUUCUUAUCUGAAUCCUCACUGUUGCCAUAGUAACAAAGUGGUUUUGAAAAAAAUUCAUAACUUUUGAACUACUUGAGCUAGAAAGUUGAUCUGGGUGUUUUUUUUUAAUCCAUUCUCUAGGCUCUAUACAUUCGUGGUAUUUUUAUAUUUUUUAAAAAUGUUUUGAAAUUUUUAUGAAAUUGCUGACGGUCACCACUAUUACUAUUGCUAUCAGUACUAUCACCAUUCUAUUACUAUUUCCAUUUGGCAUUUACCGACCCAUCAGAAUGCUGAAAAUCAUCAUUGGAAUCCGAUUCAAAUGAUUCAUUGUUAUUGUCUGUUGUUUCAGUAUCAAUAAUUAGCAAUAAAAGUUCUUUUGUUUGCAAAAUUGACUACCUACGUGGUCUAGCAACAGCUGACAUGCUUGGAGUGGGCGUGGCCAUGGCUUUGUUAACAAAAUUUUCAACACAAAUUGAACUAUUAUUAGAAAAAACACAUGCAAACAUGCCCUACUUCUUUAAAAAAGGAAGUAGUAAGAGUUAUCCUUCGUUUAAGAACAAAAAAAGUCGGAUUAAGAGCCACAAGAAACGAAAUAAACUACAUAAAUGCUAUCGACAGUAUAUUGUGGGUUGGCACGAAUGCGACCAGUCAAAACGACAGUAUACUGUCGAUUGGUACGGAAAGAGUUAAUAUUGUUGAUAUCUGACUUUUAGUUUAUUGAAAGUGCAUGUUUUGCCAGACUUCUAUAUUCACGAGUGGCAUAGCGAAAUCCAAUAUUACACACCAACCUUAUCAGAACAAGUUUUUUUUUUUUUUUUUAUAUUUUUCUCUUCCUAUUGGAAAUGGUUUUAAAAAGUAAUAAGUUAAAGUUUUCUUCCACUCCCUACAUGAAGUUAUUGACAGGCUAAAAUCUAAAAGUGAAACGAAAAAAUUAACCCAGGCUACAUGUUUUGCCAGACUUCUAUAUUUACGAGUGGCAUAGUGAAAUCUAAUAUUACAAACCUACCUUUUCAGAACAAGUUUUUUUUUUUUUUUUUAUAUUGUUCUCUUCCUAUUGGAAAUGGUUUUAAAAAGUGAUAAGUUAAAGUUUUCUUCCACUCCCUACAGGAAGUUAUGGACAGGCUAAAAUCUAAAAGUGAAACGAAAAAAUUAACCCAGGCUGGUGGUAGGGAAGCUGGCCCAGAAGUUGGCCUGGAGGAGGCUGAUAGAGAUGUGAUUGACAAGAUGGAUGAUUUGGUCAAUAAUGAAAACUCAAAUAACAAUGCUCAUAACAGACAGCGUGGACGAUUGAAAUCUGAGUCCUCUGAUAGGACACUUACAGAUUCUAGUGAAGAGGACAAUGAUUAUGCUGAAGAUAAAAUGUUGAGUGUAGUGCCUAAUGAAGACAAUAUAACAUCAAGCCCUUCAAGGACUAUACCUGACUGUGCCUAUUCUGAUCUCAACCAGAAUGUGUCCCCGUCCAAAGUCAUGACCAGAAAAGUCGCCACAAUGUCAUCGAAAUUCAGCACAGCCAAUAACACGCUGUCUAUGUUGAAAGCCUUAUCGCUGCAGGCCGGCAUCCUGACAUCUGGAGCUGCCAUGGCGGGCAGCAACUCCCUGCAGAGGUCGUCAUCGCAGCAACCCUCAUCCAUGUCACUACCGCCACCUCAAGCCUUUUUUACAACAUCACAGCCCAGUCUCGUCUCCUCAACCACAGGUGCCGGCGGCCCAUCAUGCAUUACCGCAACCCAAAGCCAGUUUGCGCCGGAGGGAUAUUUCACAUCAUCUGCAGAUACGGCAACAUCAGAUUCCACUGCCACUAGUGGUAGCUUUAAGUCCAGCUUCUCUAAUGUGUCUCAAGGUACUGUCUCCCAGCCUCA
Messenger RNA from Lymnaea stagnalis (great pond snail), 3155 nucleotides. The record is from the annotation of a GenBank genome assembly. Lineage: Eukaryota; Metazoa; Mollusca; Gastropoda; Lymnaeidae.